Molecule: messenger RNA, 1972 nt
Organism: Drosophila suzukii
Lineage: Eukaryota; Metazoa; Arthropoda; Insecta; Diptera; Drosophilidae
Gene: Pex3
Product: peroxin 3
Biological process (GO): protein import into peroxisome membrane
Cellular component (GO): peroxisomal membrane
Molecular function (GO): protein-macromolecule adaptor activity
Source: RefSeq, a predicted model, not a curated record
UUCUUGAAACAUAUCUGACGACGCAGUAUGCGGCUCCAAACAGAGCAAUAACACUUUGGGACAACAAAAAAGAUAAUCCACUCCAUACAUUCCAAAGAUCCGCGCAGAUGCAAGCGAACGACCCACCAUCGAUCCGAUAAAGCAGCGAACCAGAUCCGGGCAUAGCCAAUUUAAAGGUCGCCGGUGGAGCGGGAAAAGUGGUUAGCAGUUGGCCCAUUUCACACAGGAACGGAACGAGCCCGAGUCCAGUCCAGUCUAGACCAUCCCGCAGAAGAGAGUCGUUUUCCAAUCGUUAACAUGCUGUCGCGCCUGCAGGACUUCUUGUCACGCCACCGGCGGAAAUUCAUAGUGACCGGCGUUCUGGUGGGCGGUACCAUCUACGCGGCACGUUACGCCCAGCGGCGUUUCGUGGAGUUCCAGGAGAAGCAAGCAAGAGAGUUCUUCGAGAGGACGCGGCGAAUGACCCACUUCGAGUCCACGGAGAAGACCUGCAACCAGGUGAUCCUCGGUAUGGGCGAGGAGAUGUGCCAGGCGGUCCUCAGGGAGUGCAGCACGGACGAGCUGCUCGAGCAGCUGCGCCAGAAUCCCAAGAACAAGCUGGAACUCUGGGAGGACAUGAAGAUCGUGGCCUUCACAAGACUGGCCACAUACGUCUACGCCUCCUCCAUGCUGGUUAUUGCACUGAGAGUACAGCUGAACCUCCUCGGUGGCUAUAUCUACCGAGACAUCAUGACGGAGCAGAAACAAAUCACAGACGAACUGAAGCAGCAGUAUCUCUCGCUCAUCCGACACUUCAUCACGGAUUCCGGAAUUCGGGACCUGGCGCGAUAUAUUCGCACCCAGGUCAUUGCCGUCAUAAAGGCCAUGCCGCUGACUCAGCAGCUGUCCCUCAAUGACUUGGAGCAGCUCUUUUGGUCCCUGCAAAUGGCCAUCAACGCGGACACUCGUCGAGACCCCAACUCCCGGAUGAGCAAGUACUUGCUGCCCAGCCAGAAUCCCAGCCAUUCGCCGCUGCUUCAAAAGAUGUUCAACGAGACGCUGGAUCUGCUGGAGAGCGAGGAUGCCAUUGGUGUGUGCUCGCACAAUGUGAGCCGGGGGUUCGUCCUGGCCUGCGAUGCUAUAGCAGAAUCCAUGGGGGAGACACUACAGCACCUGCCGGCAGCUGAAGUGCAAACUCAACAGGAGCAGUCCCUCAAGUUCAACCAGGCAGGAACCUCAAGCGGGAGCAGUUCGAAGAGCCAAAAUUUGGAGAACAACAACUUGCUGAACAUCAACCGGGUGCUGAUGGCGCUGGCCAAACUCAUUCCAAUCAUCAGUGGCCUCACCUCAAGGGGUUUCGACAGCACUUCGCGACCCCACAACCUGCCCACCCAGCUGCUCACAUUUUACGUGGUCGCCGAGAAGACAAAGACGCUGGGGGCCAACGUCUACGAAAGCUUCAGCUCCGCUUAGGAGAUCGACAAAACUUGGAUUAUGCACCCGUGCAUAGGCUAGGCUAAGUCAUUUGGAAGAUUAUAGUUUAUAUACUUGUAUAUUUUAAAUACGAUCAUAAUUCUCCGAAGCGUUGUUUGUAUGUCUGCUUGAACCCAACCCGUAUUAAGUUUAGCUCCUAAGAAUAUUUAAUCGAAAGCGAGUGUAAGGUAUGCUUAAGCAGAUUCCCCUAUUGAGUCCACGGGGAGUCCUUCAAGACAGGGACACAAAUCGAGUAACGUGAAGGCCUUUUAAAAUAACUGGAGAGUGUAAUAUGUGCUUAGGAUAAACAAAAAAUGAGAUGUGGUUUUCAUAAAAACGACCUGAGGGUUACUGGUACCGAAAAUAAAUUGAAGAAUAAAUUAAUUGUGUAAUUCUGAAACCUUUAUUAAAAAAUCUAUCCAAGUGAAGAAAAAUUAGCGUAAGUAAAUUUCUAUAUUUUGGAAUCUCUUAGAAUUUUUCAUAAUUGGCAACUAAAUAAAUUAUUCAUUUCUUUUUUAAA